CCUGUGCGCCGCGGGCCCGGGGCGCUGAGAGGGGCGCGCAGCGGAGCUCUCAGACCCCGUACCCCGAGGCCCAGACCCCUAGGAGCGUGGGACUCACUGAGUUCCCCCACCCUGAGCGGCAGGAUCGGGGAGGGUGUCGGUGCGGAGAGCCCAGGAGGUCCCGGCCUAUAGCCGUGGGCUGUGAGAGGCUCAGCUUGGGGGGCACCGCUCUCCUCCCGGGUCCUGGCGCUGGGGACAGGGAGGCAAAACCUUGGCCAGGAAAUCGGCUCAAGCCAGGAAGCCCCUCUGGGAGCCUCUCCCGAGCCAUGGACAACCCCAGUCUUCCAGAUCUCCGACAGCCUCUGCUGGUGGGUGUAGGCGGUGAGCCCCCUGUCCAGAAGCCUGGCGAGCCUGAGCCAGGGCCUCCCUUUCGAGAGACAGCCUUUGCAGAAUCACUGAGGGGUUGGCAGUUCCUGCCACCAUCUCUUCCUUCUGUGAGUGCUGUACUGGGGGAGCCAGGGCUCCCCGACCUUGAGGAUGUGUCAUCCAGUGACAGUGACUCGGACUGGGAUGGGGGCGGCCUUCUCUCCCCACUCCUACCCCACGACCACCUUGGCUUGGCUCUCUUCUCCAUGCUGUGCUGUUUCUGGCCCGUGGGCAUUGCCGCCUUCUGCCUGGCCCAGAAGACCAACAAGGCUUGGGCCAAGGGGGACGUCCAGGGGGCAGGGGCCGCCUCCCGCCGCGCCUUCCUGCUGGGGGUCCUGGCCGUCGGGCUGGGCGUGUGCACGUACGCGGCCGCCCUGGUUACCCUGGCCGCCUACCUCGCCUCCCGGGACCCGCCCUAGCUGCCCCUGCGGUCCCCACUGUGAACCCAGGGGCCGGCCGCCCAGCGCGUCCGCGGUCGGAGUGGAGAAUCCAGGUGGAUGAGGCGGCGGCGGCGGCGGCAGCAGCGUCCAAAAACGGGGAGUGAGUCGGUUCUCCCCCUCCCCCGCACCCCCCUUCCUGGAGGCCGCAAACAGCGAUUAAACACCAGACACUCCUGCCGCCAAACCUGUGUCUGUCUCUGUGGGAAGGCGGAAGGGACGGGCCGGAGUGACAGGGUGCCCCCCGGGGUGCUUCCGGACACCUCAGAGCCAGUGAAGAGGGAAUCCGAGGAAGCUCGGCGGGCUUCCAAAUUGCAGAAUAUUCUCUUCACAACGUGGGUGAUAGGUAGAGAAUUAGAGAAAGCCAGGUUCCAAGGCCUUCCUCCUCCAAGUUCACUGUGUAACCUCUGCCCAUGUACCUUCUGAGCCUCACUUUUCCUCAUCUGCAAAAUGGGACUAAUUUCUCCCACACCUGGAGCAGUUCUGAAGACUAAAUGAAUCAUACAGUGUAAACA
Molecule: messenger RNA, 1357 nt
Organism: Orcinus orca (killer whale)
Lineage: Eukaryota; Metazoa; Chordata; Mammalia; Artiodactyla; Delphinidae
Gene: TMEM91
Product: transmembrane protein 91
Exons: 4
Coding region: 306-824 (172 amino acids)
Cellular component (GO): intracellular membrane-bounded organelle; membrane
Source: RefSeq, a predicted model, not a curated record